This is a messenger RNA of Lethenteron reissneri (Far Eastern brook lamprey), 4039 nucleotides long. Its product is annotated as ras-related protein Rab-10. Gene Ontology annotation, molecular function: GTPase activity; GTP binding. The record is from RefSeq and is a predicted model, not a curated record. NCBI's taxonomy places the organism in Eukaryota, Metazoa, Chordata, Hyperoartia, Petromyzontiformes, Petromyzontidae.
UGUUUUGAGCAGCGCCGCCCUCCGGCCCGGCCCGAACUCGUCCGUCUGCCUCUCGCCAUUGCAGGGGCGAGGCGACGAGGGUGAAAGGGGGAAGCGAUAGCGGCGAACGCCUCGAUAGCUCACGGCUCAGACGCGAUCAAGGGACACGCGGGGAAGGCCCGAGAAGUAGGGGGCAGAGCGUGCCGACGUGUUCUGCGUGAGACCACCACUACCAGCAAGCCGUUCGCCGCGAUGCCGGCGUCCCUGUACCGGGCAAUGUGAGGUCAAGCCGGCGGCUCUUUUGUGCUGGGACUACCGACACUGACAUAGUCAGCACGUAUACACAGAGCGGGAGAGGGAGAGAGACACGAAGAGGGACGGGGAGGAAGAAGAGGCAGAGUAGGAUCGGGGAAGAUAGAGAGGGAAGGUAGACGGGAGGUAAGAGAGAGACGAGCUCGUAGACAGGGAAGGCAGCCAAGGGGUUUGGGGAGACGACAGGGAGACGCACGGACACGGGUAGAAAGACCGGCAAGGUUGCAGACAGACGAGGAAACGUGGACAAUCGAGACACAGACAAGGAGCAAAGGGAGACAGACAAGGAGACGUAGACGAAUAGGGAAGACAGGGAGACAUACGAGAGGCGAGCUACAGAGGACACGGGGACAGGCAGACAGAGGGACAACAUCGGGAGGCAGGGAGAGACAUAGUGGAGACGAGGGGACGGAGAGAGACGGACACAGGGCGAGCAAGGGGAAGCCAUUUUGAGCGCGGCCAUGGCUAAGAAGACGUACGACCUCCUCUUCAAGCUGCUGCUCAUCGGAGACUCGGGCGUGGGCAAGACGUGCAUCCUAUUCCGCUUCUCGGACGACGCCUUCAACACCACCUUCAUCUCCACCAUCGGAAUUGAUUUCAAGAUCAAGACAAUAGAACUGGGUGGGAAGAAGAUUAAGCUGCAGAUAUGGGACACGGCCGGGCAGGAGCGCUUCCACACCAUCACCACCUCGUACUACCGCGGCGCCAUGGGCAUCAUGCUGGUGUACGACAUCACCAACGCCAAGAGCUUCGAGAACAUCAGCAAGUGGCUGCGCAACAUUGACGAGCACGCGAGCGAGGACGUGGAGCGGAUGCUGCUGGGGAACAAGUGCGACAUGGAGGACAAGCGCGUGGUGCCCAAGGAGAAGGGCGAGCAGAUCUCGAGGGAGCACAACAUCAGAUUUUUUGAGACGAGCGCAAAGUCCAACAUCAACAUCGAGAAGGCCUUCUUCACACUCGCCGAGGACAUCCUCAAAAAGACGCCAGUGAAGGAGCCGGAGAGGAAGGACGUUGUAGACACGACCAGCUCGAGCGGCGUGAUGGGCAUCAAGAGCAAGUGCUGCGCCUGAGCGGGGCCAUCGCUGCUGCCCCCCCUCCCCUCCCACUGCGACUCCUUCCCUCCUCCCCCUGCAACCCUCCCGAACCCCUGCCCUGUGACCCCUGAACCCGGCCGCCGACGACCCCCGCCUUCCCCUCCCUCUCAAGCUACCCAUCGGUGUCUGCUACUCGCACAUCCGCCCUCUCCUACCGUUGAUUUGUACUUAAACCGCGCGUGGGACGUGUCCGCGAUGUGUGAACGGAAGGAAAAGGCUCCGGUAAUACCAUCGGUUACGGCGUCGCCACCGUUAUUAUUAUUAUUUCAUUGUCAAUAUUUUUAUUCCUGUUUAUCAUUACUCGUCACAGUACUCGAUGUGCAUAGCGACGACAAUAAUAAUGAUGAUGAUGAUUGUUGACGAGUGACCUUAAAGCAUGCGGUCGAUCGGAGCGCCAGACGGAGUUAUGCAUUGUGCGCCUAGGCCCUCGGGCAAAAUCCGGCCUGGCUCGGCGGCACACCGGAGCGGACCACCGCGCAGCAGCAACCCACAGUGUGUCCCCCCCUCCCCCCCACCCGUGAAUCCAAUCCAGCGAGGUCUGUGUCGGCUUUUGGGCACUGGAAGCAGCAGCAUGAGUCCCCCAAGUGUCGCCACGGGUCGAUGUUGACUCCGUACGAUCGCAUCCGUGGGUUCGUGGUGGGGGGGGGAGGGUGCGUGGUGAGCGGCGUUCUUGCCGAAAAGCCGAUCGAAGUAAAAUACGAGUCCAGCAUUUUUGCCGCGGCACGCGUUUCCGUUGCGCGCAGGGCUUAGUUUCAGCCGGUUCAGUCUCCGGCACACCGAGUCCAGAGCACCACCGCGCCUGGCUACGGCUGCGGCUCAGAGUCACGUGCCAUUUAAUCCAGUCGAGCGGCGACCUAGAAAGUAUUUCCGUGCCCGGCACACCACGUCCAGAGAGGGUGUACCCUCUCGCUGUGGCUACGGCUCCAUUCUAGCAGUGACUCGUCAGGUAUUCGGUGAGAAAUUAAGCCCUGGCUGCACCCAGACCCCCCCCCCCCUCCCCCACAGCCAGCCGCCUCCCCCCACCCUACCUCGUGCAGGGAGCGACGAGUGGAUUUCUAACGCGGUCCCCAGGGAUGAAUACAAUUUAAACAAACAGAAGAGAACCACCCCCCCCCCCCCCCGAUUGUACACCGGGGCCUGUAAGCGCCGCUUCGAUUCGGCGAUUUCAAAUGGGGCGGCGUGAAGGCGCCGCGAUCGUUGGCGACGUUGCGGGGGGGUGGGGGGGGCGCUCGCUCGUGGGCGCCGGACGCAGUACGACGCCGAACUUGACGACUCAACGCGAUUGGUUGACCCUUAAAAUCGAAUAGUCGCCGCGACUCCCAUCGCCCGCCCCCCACUUCCCCUUCCGCGAAUCGUGACAGUUCGCAGGGGGAUAUGUGAAAUCGUUCCAGGCCCGUUGUGUUGUUGUUUUUGUUGGCCGGCGAUUGCCGCGCAGGAGGGUAGCGGCGUCUCGGUGGCGUCCCGUCUCCACGCAGCGGCGACCCCUGCUGCACGUGGUGGUGGGGGAGGCCUUGCCGGCGGAGUCCGUUUCUCGGCCUCGUCAUUCUUGCCCGAGGUGGAGGAGGGAGUUUGCUCGUCGGUCCCCUGCCACAACCUUCAACUGCCGGUGGUCGCGCGUGUUCCCGCGUGCGUGCGCGCAUCCGUGGGUAUGUUCCCGUGUGCAUGUCUGUAUGUUGAACUUCUUUCGCACUGUACUUGGCCAACCGUGCUAAUCGAAGGUGUGGGGGAAGAACGGCAAACUCUAAACUGUGCGUGUUCCCGCGUGCGUACAUUUGUGUGUGUGUGUGUUCCGCGUACGUCCAUGUCCAGGGCUUAAUUGCAGCCGCGCCUUCUGAUUAAAUAUUGACGCCCCCGGCACACCACAUCCAGAGGGAGCGUUACGCUCGCAAUGGCCGCGCGGGUCCCGUCCGAACUCGCGCGCCAGCUGCACCGGUAUCGCCAGCGAGCCGGGAUAUAUUUUCCGCUCCCGGCACACCACGUCCACGGUAGACUCUUGCUGCGGAUGUGUCGGCUCCGCAAGUUUCGUGCCGCGGCCAAAAUAACUCCCUGCCCGGCACUCGAGCCACGUGCCACCAAUUCCAUGUCGAGAGCGAUUAAGCCCUGGCCGUGCGUGCCUCCUUCGCAGCACCGCUGCCAAGCACUGGCAAUGCUUUGCUUGUUCGGACGAGGAGGAGGGGGGGGCGGUGAAGAGGUGGGUGUGUGUGGGAGCGUGACGAUGUCGCUGUGACGGGGCCGUGUCGAGGUAGCCCCGAGUGCGCGCUCGGUCGCCUGUGCCCUCGCGAGAGCGGCCGGCGCGUGCGCGAGAUGCCGGCGGGGUGGUGUGGAAAGUCGCGUCUCGGUGUGGGGGGGCGGGUACCACGACCAAUCCGGGUCCCCCCACCACCACCACCUCGCUCCCCUGCACCACCCCCAUCCUCGCCCAACAGCGACCACCACCACCUCCCCUGCCUGUACGCCCAUCCCAUUUUAAGGUAACCAGUUGUGUGUGCGUGUGAGAUGGAGAGGAAAUCCCACUUUGUAAAGCAAAACGAAACGAUAAUGUUGGCCUCGUGGCCGGACAGACGCAUAGUCUACUACUGGGUGUGUGUGUGCGCGCGCGCGCCGUAUGAAAACUACGCUCUGGUAUAACGUGGAAUAAAUGAAUGGCUCUACGA